Messenger RNA from Kwoniella mangroviensis CBS 8507, 588 nucleotides. RefSeq lists its product as uncharacterized. Lineage: Eukaryota; Fungi; Basidiomycota; Tremellomycetes; Tremellales; Cryptococcaceae. The transcript has 4 exons. The record is from RefSeq and is a predicted model, not a curated record. Bases 1 to 588 code for a protein of 195 amino acids.
AUGCCAUACAGAGCUCAUCCUCCCGCACAACUCGUCCCCUACGAUCCAAGACAAGAAGGAUUAUACAUGGUCGCUGGGAAAGGAGAUGGAAGCCCAAGGAAGGUCGUCGCGUAUUAUAGAGAUGGCAGAGAUCCAAGGUCAAACCGUUAUCACGGCGGAAUGAGAGGGGAUAUCUCGAGUGAGAGUAGUUGGUGGUCCAGCUCAAAUUGGAGUGAAAAUAGUGAUUCCACGGCCAAAUCAAUGGGAGGUCUAUUCUACAACGCAUUGGCAAAUAUCCGAGAUAGAUUCUACGAUAAUCUCUAUUUGAGCCCUCAAUCCCGCAGAUAUCGCUAUACUCGUCGUGCUCCUUCGACGAGGUCGUAUUCCGACUCGAGUGAAGAGUAUUGGAAUAGAUCUGGCUCGGAAUCGUCUUCAUCUUCUAUUCCUAGUUGUUAUACUUGCUCUUCAGCCUCCGAAUCCUCCUUGCCGGAUAGAUACAGAGUUCAACCUGAAUUCAUGUACCCAGUAAGAUACAGAGAACAUCGACAUCACCCAAGACCAAGAUAUGUACGCGAACGAGGUUUUUGGGAGAGGAUCCUUGGCUGGUAG